CCCCAGCCGCUAGUGCUGGUGGCCGCCGCUGCUGCCGGAGCCCGAGUGGCCCCCUCUGCUCCCGCGCGUCGCUGCUUCCCAGAGCGGCGGUAUGCUGGGGAAAGGGGUAGUGGGCGGUGGCGGCGGCACCAAGGCGCCCAAGCCCUCCUUCGUGUCGUACGUACGCCCCGAGGAAAUUCACACAAAUGAAAAGGAAGUAACAGAGAAGGAAGUAACUCUUCACUUGUUGCCAGGUGAACAGCUGCUUUGUGAAGCAAGCACAGUACUGAAGUAUGUCCAGGAAGAUUCCUGUCAGCGUGGGAUCUACGGGAAACUUGUCUGCACAGACUUCAAGAUUGCUUUCUUGGGCGACGACGAAUCUGCUUUGGAUAAUGAUGAAACCCAGUUUAAGAAUAAGGUUAUAGGAGAAAAUGACAUUACACUCCACUGUGUUGAUCAGAUUUAUGGAGUGUUUGAUGAGAAAAAAAAAACUCUCUUUGGACAACUGAAGAAAUACCCUGAGAAACUCAUCAUCCACUGCAAAGACCUCCGCGUGUUCCACUUUUGUCUGAGGUACACAAAAGAAGAGGAAGUCAAAAGGAUUGUGAGUGGCAUAAUUCAUCAUACCCAGGCUCCUAAACUGCUUAAACGAUUGUUUCUGUUUUCCUAUGCAACUGCAUCCCAAAACAAUACAGCCACUGAUCCCAGGAGCCAUACCGUGAUGUUUGACACACUUAAGGACUGGUGUUGGGAACUGGAGCGGACCAAAGGCAACAUGAAGUACAAAGCAGUGAGUGUCAAUGAAGGCUAUCGGGUCUGUGAAAGGUUGCCAGCAUACUUUGUUGUCCCCACCCCUCUUCCUGAAGAGGACGUACCACGCUUUCAGGGUCAUGGCAUACCAAUAUGGUGUUGGUCCUGCCACAAUGGAUGUGCCCUUUUGAAAAUGUCAGCACUGCCCAAAGAACAGGAUGACGGCGUUUUACAAAUCCAAAAGAGCUUCUUGGAUGGAAUUUACAAGACCAUCCACAGGCCACCCUAUGAGAUUGUUAAAACUGAAGACCUGUCAAGCAACUUCCUAUCCCUGCAGGACAUCCAGACUGCAUACUCUAAAUUUAAGCAGCUAUUUCUGAUAGAUAAUAGUACCGAAUUUUGGGACACAGAUAUAAAAUGGUUUUCUCUGUUGGAAAGUAGCAGCUGGCUUGACGUAAUCAGACGUUGCCUGAAAAAAGCAAUAGAGAUUACAGAAUGUCUAGAAGCACAAAACAUGAACGUUCUUCUUUUAGAGGAGAACGCUUCCGACCUCUGCUGCCUCAUUUCCUCUCUGGUGCAAGUGAUGAUGGACCCCCACUGUAGAACCAGGGUUGGUUUCCAGAGCCUCAUCCAAAAGGAGUGGAUCAUGGGCGGGCACUGUUUCCUGGAUCGCUGCAACCAUCUCCGUCAGAGUGACAAGGAGGAGGUUCCUGUGUUCCUGCUUUUCUUAGACUGUGUCUGGCAGCUGGUGCACCAGCACCCCCUAGCAUUUGAAUUCACGGAGACCUACCUGACUGUUUUGUCAGAUAGCCUGUACAUACCUAUUUUUAGCACCUUCUUCUUCAAUUCGCCUCAUCAAAAAGAUACUAACCUGGGUACAGAAAGCCAGGAUACACAAAGCAAGCCUUUGAAUCUGCUCACCGUGUGGGACUGGUCUGUACAGUUUGAACCGAAAGCCCAGACGUUGCUCAAAAACCCCCUUUAUGUGGAAAAGCCAAAACUGGAGAAAGGCCAGCGGAAAGGAAUGCGUUUCAAAGGUCCUCAAGCCCAGGGUGGAUGUUUCCCCUCCUGGUUCAACCUCUUUCCUGCCGGCUGGACCAGAACUGCCCUGAGAUCCGGAACAGCUUGGCCAGAGCAUCAGCGACAACUUUCUUUGCCACUUACCCAAUCUAAAUCAUCUCCCAAAAGAGGAUUUUUCAGGGAAGAAACAGAUCACUUAAUUAAAAACCUUCUGGGCAAGAGAAUUAGUAAACUAAUUAAUUCUUCUGAUGAGCUGCAAGACAACUUUCGAGAGUUCUAUGACAGCUGGCAUAGCAAGCCCACUGACUACCACGGUCUGUUGUUGCCUCAUAUCGAGGGGCCGGAAAUCAAAGUCUGGGCCCAGCGCUACUUGCGUUGGAUUCCAGAAGCCCAAAUCCUGGGAGGUGGCAGAGUGGCCACCGUGAGCAAACUCUUGGAAAUGAUGGAGGAAGUACAGAGUUUACAAGAGAAAAUCGACAAGCGACAUCACAGCCAGGAGGCCCCCCAGGCGGAGGCCCCCUCCUUGCUGCGGACCUCUGCACGCCUGUCCUCUCUGUUUCCUUUUGCUUUGCUGCAGCGACAUUCCUCCAAGCCGGUCUUGCCCACGAGCGGCUGGAAAGCUUUGGGAGACGAAGAAGAUUUGGCCAAACGCGAAGAUGAGUCUGUGGAUCUGGGGGACGUGUGACUCGUCUGUUCAGUGAUUGUGAGAGAGGAAUGCUGAAGAUUGGGACGGGAGUCAACCCCGUUUGAUCUCUGGAUUGGUGUGUUCCGCUGAAGCUCACUGCUGGGAGGGAGGGGCCUUCGUCCACUGUCCCGGAGGAGGAAACCUGGGCCUUCAGGACAGGAGCUGGUUCUCGUUUUUUUUGUUCAUGGUCCUGAAAGACUAUGCAAUUAAAACCAUAUCUUUAGUAUUAUUAAUUGAAAGUAAUUACUACUUGACCCAUAAUCUAAUUGUGGCCGUUGUCUGAUGCAUACGUAUUAUACUGAACCUGCAGUGGCCGGUUUACUACUAGAAAGGGCUUUGGUAAGAUCUUCUUGGGCUCAAUACUUUCUUCACAUCUUUUCUGUGCCACGAUCAUUUAUCCAGUCAUUUGGAAUAGUGUCUUUCUAACCCAUCUCAGUUUGGAGCAAGUUCCACUUUAUGUGAUAUGUGUAUGGUGAAUUGAAAGAUUCAGAUAGAGGUUUUAAGACAUAUGGCAUUCAUUUAAACAACGCAUAGCAUUUUUCCUUUCUGUGUCCUCUUGCCUAUAAAAAGCUGGGGAAAUUCCACCCUUGUCACCCAUCCUGCCGUUUCAGACCAUCCUCCGUCCUGCAUAGACUGUGUCACUUUGUGUGGGGGUGGUGGGCUGCCAACCACACCGCCCUUUUGCGUGUGCUGACAGCUCCAGGUCUCUCUCUGCCUGUUCUGUACCACUUGCCACCAUCCCUCCAUGCUCCCCGCCUUAGUGCACAUAGGCCCAGGAUCUUGCUGCUAAACCUGUUGGUUAAACUGAGGGACUCUCUUUGGUUUUCCCAGAGGAGAAUCCGUUCUUAUGGAGGCUCUCAGUGUUUGAAAGUAAUUGCUUUGCUUUUUUCUAAUAGCGUGCCGAGGCCUCGGAGCAUUUGUUACUGUGGUCCUCUGCAGCAGCCCCUCAGACAGUUUUCCCGAAUUCUGUUACCUUCCAGACUGAUGAGUAGGGUCACUUUUGAACUUGGCUUUCCUAGGGAAGCAGUUAAGUAUCAAUAUCAGAAGUGAUGGUCAUCACAGAGUACCUCAGCGAUUUAAAAAGCCAUAGAAGAAACUUGACUAUGCCUGGGAACCUUCUUGGAUCUGCUGUCUAAAUGAUAUAUAUUUUUAAAUGCAGGAAAGUACACUUUGUAAGGACUAGUUUUUUCAUUCUCAAUGGAACCCUGUUAAAUCCCACAAAAGGAAGGGGGAAAAAAAUCUCACAUUAGAAUGUUUCAUAUGGAAUGUUUACCUUUUAUAUCUACAUUUGCUCUCCGUUAUAGAUCCCAAUUUGAAUGUUACAUGUUUAGAAAAACUUUCAGUUGCUCGAGGGCAAGAAGAAAUUUUGAAACUGCUAACAAAGAAGAGUUUCUCAGUUUGCACUGAACCGUCUUUUGUACAUACAAGAAACUGCUUUGCUCUUCUCCCCACUCCGUGUUGGCGCGUGAACCAGGUUGGUGUGUUAAGAUGACAGAGGUAGCAGGGAGGGCAGGAUUCGUGCACUGGGGGCCAACACACGUCCCGUCUUGAUUGCCUUAAGAGUCUCACUAUGAGGUCAGUGUUAGGCUUGCAAUAGGGAGUUUUAGAGUACACUAGUUCAUUAGCUACCUUCACGUACAUUCUGUGGGCCUUCUUAAACUGGCACUAACCUCCACUCACUUCUCUGCCCCAUUCCCUCCCAAAUACACUAUGGAGCUAACCAUAUUUUUGUUACCAUAUUAUAACGUGAAUAUUUAUACAGUAGCCUCUUCAGUCAUAGGAUCUUAGUAGUUUUCAUUCCAAAAAUGCCUGGUGUGAUGCUUUAUACUCCACAAAGUAUGGUUUCAAGGCACAAGGUCAUGGCCCUUGUCAUAGCAGUUGAAUGUGCAUUGAAAUAUUUUUAUACGAUUUUUUUUUAAUUACAAUAGAAAAAUAAGUAAACUGUUGUAACAUGUAAGGUCAUGACAAUUUAUGUAUUUAUAUUUGAAAUCAGAUUUCUAUAAACUUGUAUUUGUGUACAGCAUUCUCUGUGGGUUUAUAUAUUGUGAUAUUUUUAUUCAAGAUUGAGAUGUGGAUUAUGCUUAACAGGAAAAGCUGAAGUGACCCCUUUGUUUAAAAGGCUGCACUGUGCGAGUUUGGAAAUGUACAUUAAUUUACUGUAUAUAAUAUCUUGAGUUUGUUUAUACCUCCAAGUUUUUACACUGAAGAUAAAUUACCUUUAAUUACAUUCAAAACUUUUUUUUUUUAAGGGAAUAAGGUUUUGGGCUAAGUCUGUAUAAAUGUGCUUUUUAUUUUCUGGAUGUACAAUGAAAGUUUAUACUUGUAUCUCACUGCAUCGUAUCUGAUUGCAGAUAUUAAAGCACAAUUUACAAGCAA
Messenger RNA from Diceros bicornis minor, 4810 nucleotides. It is a transcript of the gene MTMR12, whose product is annotated as myotubularin related protein 12. The transcript is spliced from 17 exons. Lineage: Eukaryota; Metazoa; Chordata; Mammalia; Perissodactyla; Rhinocerotidae. Bases 92 to 2434 code for a protein of 780 amino acids. The record is from RefSeq and is a predicted model, not a curated record.